Molecule: messenger RNA, 8272 nt
Organism: Balaenoptera acutorostrata (minke whale)
Lineage: Eukaryota; Metazoa; Chordata; Mammalia; Artiodactyla; Balaenopteridae
Gene: PDS5B
Product: PDS5 cohesin associated factor B
Exons: 35
Coding region: 150-4499 (1449 amino acids)
Biological process (GO): DNA repair; mitotic sister chromatid cohesion
Cellular component (GO): nucleus; chromatin
Source: RefSeq, a predicted model, not a curated record
GCGGAGAGGAGGAGGAACGGCCGGGCUGGCUGCGGAAGGGGAGGGGGGGGAGGAGGCGAUUGGAUGCGGCGGCGGCGGCGGAUCCCGGAGAACAGCGGAGUGAGAGGAGUAGCGAGUCGGCCACCCGGAGGGGUAAAAAUAUUUCCAUCAUGGCUCAUUCAAAGACAAGGACCAAUGAUGGAAAAAUUACCUAUCCUCCUGGUGUCAAGGAAAUCUCAGAUAAAAUAUCUAAAGAGGAAAUGGUGAGACGGUUAAAGAUGGUUGUGAAAACUUUCAUGGAUAUGGACCAGGACUCUGAAGAAGAAAAGGAGCUCUAUUUAAACCUAGCUUUACAUCUUGCUUCAGAUUUUUUCCUCAAGCAUCCUGAUAAAGAUGUUCGAUUACUGGUAGCCUGCUGCCUUGCUGAUAUUUUUAGGAUUUAUGCUCCUGAAGCUCCUUACACAUCCCCUGAUAAAUUAAAGGAUAUAUUUAUGUUUAUAACAAGGCAGUUAAAGGGGCUAGAGGAUACAAAGAGCCCACAAUUCAAUAGGUAUUUUUAUUUGCUUGAGAACAUUGCUUGGGUCAAGUCAUAUAACAUAUGCUUUGAGUUGGAAGACAGCAAUGAAAUUUUUACCCAAUUAUACAGAACAUUAUUUUCAGUUAUAAACAACGGCCACAAUCAGAAAGUUCAUAUGCAUAUGGUGGAUCUCAUGAGUUCUAUUAUUUGUGAAGGUGAUACAGUAUCUCAGGAGCUUUUGGAUACAGUUUUGGUAAAUCUGGUACCUGCCCAUAAGAAUUUAAACAAGCAAGCAUAUGAUUUGGCAAAGGCUUUACUGAAGAGGACAGCUCAAGCUAUUGAACCAUAUAUUACCAAUUUUUUUAAUCAGGUUCUGAUGCUUGGGAAAACAUCUAUCAGCGAUUUGUCAGAGCAUGUCUUUGACUUAAUUUUGGAGCUCUAUAAUAUUGAUAGUCAUUUGCUGCUCUCAGUUUUACCCCAGCUUGAAUUUAAAUUGAAGAGCAAUGAUAAUGAGGAACGCCUUCAAGUUGUUAAACUACUGGCAAAAAUGUUUGGGGCAAAGGAUUCAGAAUUGGCUUCUCAAAACAAACCACUUUGGCAGUGUUACUUGGGCAGGUUUAAUGAUAUCCAUGUACCAAUUCGCCUGGAAUGUGUGAAAUUUGCUAGCCAUUGUCUCAUGAACCAUCCUGAUUUAGCAAAGGACUUAACAGAGUAUCUUAAAGUGAGGUCCCAUGACCCUGAGGAAGCUAUUAGACAUGAUGUUAUUGUGUCUAUAGUUACAGCUGCUAAAAAGGAUAUUCUUCUGGUCAAUGAUCACUUACUUAAUUUUGUGAGAGAGAGAACAUUAGACAAACGGUGGAGAGUGCGCAAAGAAGCCAUGAUGGGACUUGCCCAGAUCUAUAAGAAAUAUGCUUUACAAUCAGCAGCUGGGAAAGAUGCUGCAAAACAGAUUUCAUGGAUCAAAGACAAAUUGCUACAUAUAUAUUAUCAAAAUAGUAUUGAUGAUAGAUUGCUUGUUGAACGGAUCUUUGCUCAAUACAUGGUCCCCCACAAUUUGGAAACUACAGAACGGAUGAAAUGCUUAUAUUAUUUGUAUGCCACACUGGAUUUAAAUGCUGUGAAAGCACUGAAUGAAAUGUGGAAAUGUCAAAAUCUGCUCCGACAUCAAGUAAAGGAUUUGCUUGACUUAAUUAAGCAACCCAAAACAGAUGCCAGUGUCAAGGCCAUAUUUUCAAAAGUGAUGGUUAUUACAAGAAAUUUGCCAGAUCCUGGUAAGGCUCAGGAUUUCAUGAAGAAAUUCACACAGGUGUUAGAAGAUGAUGAGAAAAUAAGAAAACAGUUAGAAGUACUUGUUAGUCCAACAUGCUCCUGCAAACAGGCUGAAGGUUGUGUGCGUGAAAUAACUAAGAAGUUGGGCAACCCCAAACAGCCUACAAAUCCUUUUCUGGAAAUGAUCAAGUUUCUCUUGGAGAGGAUAGCACCUGUGCACAUAGAUACUGAAUCUAUCAGUGCUCUUAUAAAGCAAGUGAACAAAUCAAUAGAUGGAACAGCAGAUGAUGAAGAUGAGGGUGUUCCGACUGAUCAAGCCAUCAGGGCAGGUCUUGAACUGCUUAAGGUACUCUCAUUUACACAUCCCAUCUCGUUUCAUUCUGCUGAAACAUUUGAAUCUCUCCUGGCUUGUCUGAAAAUGGAUGAUGAAAAAGUAGCAGAAGCUGCACUCCAGAUUUUCAAAAACACAGGAAGUAAAAUUGAAGAGGAUUUCCCACACAUCAGAUCAGCUUUGCUUCCUGUUUUACAUCACAAAUCUAAAAAAGGACCCCCCCGUCAAGCCAAAUAUGCUAUUCAUUGUAUCCAUGCGAUAUUUUCUAGUAAAGAGACACAGUUUGCACAGAUAUUUGAGCCUUUGCAUAAGAGCCUGGAUCCAAGCAACCUGGAACAUCUCAUAACACCGCUGGUUACUAUUGGUCAUAUUGCUCUCCUUGCACCGGAUCAGUUUGCUGCUCCUUUGAAGUCUUUGGUAGCUACUUUCAUUGUGAAGGAUCUUCUCAUGAAUGAUCGGCUUCCAGGAAAAAAGACAACUAAGCUUUGGGUUCCAGAUGAAGAAGUUUCACCUGAGACAAUGGUCAAAAUUCAGGCUAUUAAAAUGAUGGUUCGAUGGCUACUUGGAAUGAAAAAUAAUCACAGUAAAUCAGGAACUUCUACUUUAAGAUUGCUCACAACAAUACUGCAUAGUGAUGGAGACUUGACAGAACAGGGGAAAAUUAGUAAACCAGAUAUGUCACGUCUGAGACUUGCUGCUGGGAGUGCUAUUGUGAAGCUGGCACAGGAACCCUGUUAUCAUGAAAUUAUCACAUUAGAACAAUAUCAGCUAUGUGCUUUAGCUAUCAAUGAUGAAUGCUAUCAAGUAAGACAAGUGUUUGCUCAGAAACUGCACAAAGGUCUUUCCCGAUUACGGCUUCCACUUGAGUAUAUGGCAAUUUGUGCACUUUGUGCAAAAGAUCCUGUAAAAGAAAGAAGAGCUCAUGCCAGGCAGUGUCUGGUAAAAAAUAUCAACGUGAGACGCGAGUAUCUGAAACAGCAUGCAGCUGUUAGUGAAAAAUUAUUGUCUCUUCUACCCGAGUAUGUUGUUCCAUAUACAAUUCACCUUUUGGCACAUGACCCAGAUUAUGUCAAAGUACAGGAUAUUGAACAACUUAAAGAUGUUAAAGAGUGUCUUUGGUUUGUUCUGGAAAUAUUAAUGGCUAAAAAUGAAAAUAACAGUCAUGCAUUUAUCAGAAAGAUGGUAGAAAAUAUUAAACAAACAAAAGAUGCUCAAGGACCAGAUGAUGCAAAAAUGAAUGAAAAACUGUAUACUGUGUGUGAUGUUGCCAUGAAUAUCAUCAUGUCAAAAAGCACCACAUAUAGUUUGGAAUCUCCUAAAGACCCAGUACUACCAGCUCGUUUUUUCACCCAGCCUGACAAGAACUUCAGUAACACCAAAAAUUAUCUGCCUCCAGAAAUGAAAUCGUUUUUCACUCCUGGAAAACCUAAAACAACCAAUGUUCUAGGAGCUGUUAAUAAGCCGCUUUCAUCAGCAGGCAAACAAUCUCAGACAAAAUCAUCACGAAUGGAAACUGUAAGCAAUGCAAGCAGCAGCUCAAAUCCAAGCUCUCCUGGAAGAAUAAAAGGAAGGCUUGAUAGUUCUGAAAUGGAUCACAGUGAAAAUGAAGAUUACACAAUGUCUUCACCUUUGCCGGGGAAAAAAAGUGACAAGAGAGACGACUCUGAUCUUGUAAGGUCUGAAUUGGACAAACCUAGAAGCCGGAAAAAAACACCUGUAACAGAUUCAGAGGAGAAAUUAGGGAUGGAUGACCUGACUAAGUUGGUACAGGAACAGAAACCUAAAGGCAGUCAGCGUGGACGGAAGAGAGGCCAUACGGCUUCAGAAUCAGACGAACAGCAGUGGCCUGAGGAAAAGAGGCUCAAAGAAGAUAUAUUAGAAAAUGAGGAUGAACAGAAUAGUCCACCAAAAAAAGGUAAAAGAGGCCGACCACCAAAACCUCUUGGUGGAGGUACACCCAAAGAAGAGCCAACAAUCAAAACUUCUAAAAAAGGAAGCAAAAAAAAACCUGGACCUUCAACAGCAGAAGAAGAGGAAGAAGAAGAAAGACAAAGUGGAAACACAGAACAGAAGUCAAAAAGUAAACAGCACCGAACUUCAAGGAGAGCACAACUAAGCAGAGCAGAAUCUCCUGAAACUAGUGCAGUUGAAUCCACACAAUCCACACCACAGAAAGGACGAGGAAGACCAUCAAAAACGCCAUCACCAUCACAACCCCCCAAAAAUGUCCGUGUAGGACGCUCCAAACAAGCCGCUACUAAAGAAAAUGAUUCAAGUGAAGAAGUAGAUGUGUUUCAGGUUAGCUCUCCUGUCAAUGAUGAUAAUCCACAGGAAGAAACAGAGGAAGAAGAAGUUUCUGCAGUAAAUGUACGGCGGCGAAGUUCUAAAAGAGAAAGGCGAUGAACAAAUGUCAUUAAUAACUUUCCUAUGUGAAAGCUUUGAAAAAAAUAAUUUUUUGUCAAGCUUCAGGCCGAGUAAAGCCUUUGAUGCACAAAAUGGGACUGCUGAAGAGUGGACAGUUGGACCUUACUCUGAUGACCUCAUGUAUUUGUGGUCACAUGCUUUAGCCAUGCGCACAGUGAUAACAUUGAGUAUGGAGUCUUGUGAAAAAGUCUAAUGUGCGAUGGCUAUGUAGACAUAAACUAAAGAAGAAACUUGUAAAUAUAUUUUUUCUUCUUUUUUUCUUUUUUUUUUUUUAAUGUUUCUGACUUCUGAAGUGCUUGUAUAGCUUUUAUCUGUGGCUUUAAACUGACAGUACCCAGCUGUUUAUCGGAUCUAUUGAUUUGAAAAGAGUUUGUUAGGAUAGAUCUUAAGCAGUAAUCUGUCAGUGUUUGUAUUUGUAUUCUCUGCAGUUUUACUGUGAAAAUUUUUUUUCAACAAAUGGUGUCAUUUUCUUGAUGUCACGAUUUGUUGGAGAGCUGAAAUGAUCUCUUUCCCUUGUGUAUCUUACCUAGUGUUUACUCCUGGGCACCCUUAAUCUUCAGAGGUGCUAAAUUGUCUGCCAUUACACCUGAACAAUGCCUCUGAUGGGAGGACGCCACGCCAACUGUGGAAUAGUCCUGAAGUUGUUUGAUUAUUUUACACCUCAGUAUUGGUCCCAGAAUUUUCUGGCCUUUCAUGGCAAGGAAAAUUUUAAAAAGAGAGAGAUUUAAAAUAUUAUAAUUUUAAAGAGUGUGUUAUAAAAUAAUGUGCUGAAUUCUUUAUCCCAUUUUAUCAUCCCUUUUCAGUUUUUAUUAAUCUACUGUAUCAAUAAAAUUCUGCAGUUUGAAUUAGUUUUUAAUAGUCUAGAAUGUUAUUGUGUAUAGAUAUUUCCUCUUGAACAUUAUGUUCAGAAAAUGCAAAUUAUUACACUAUAAUAUAAAAUCUGAUAUAUACACAUUAGAAGUGUUUCAGUUCUCCAUAACAGUGUAAAGUUAAUCAGAAAGAAAAAAAUUUUAUUGAUGCAGUGUGUCUUUAUAAAGCUGUUCUUGAAAGCAAGUGUUUUGUAUUUUAUAGUGAGUUGCAUGUUUAUGAAAAAAAGUGCUGAAAAUGGGAUGUGCUCUUUUCUGUAAAUUCGUAUUUAGCCAUAGUAUAUGAUAGAUUGCCCCAUAACAUAGUUUUUCAUUAAGAGUUUAUUAUUGUACUUUAUUUUGGAGCCAAAAAUUGUUUCUGGGGGGGAGGGACAGGGUGGGAGUGAUAUAUCCAACUAUAUGAGCUACUGUAGGUAUCACAGUCUUAUGAACUUUGAAUGAAAUUCCACUUUGUCCAGAUUGGGAGAAGUGGAAAUAUAUUUGGGUUUAGAGCAUAUCUUUUUUCUUUUCUUUGUUGUAAUCUACAAAAUAUAGAAACAAAGGCAGCAUCCUUUAUACAGUUUUAUGAACUGUAUUUUCAACCAAAACAUAUAGGUUACAACAUAAUGCUUUCCUAAAUUCAUUUUAGUAUUUCAGGUGCUGUUCUUUCAUUUUUUCAUGGUUACCAUCAGAAAAGAAAAUCAUAUUCUAACUUAUUAAAUUUAUCACAGUGGAUAAUGGAGCAUUUUCAUUUAAUAUGCCAUUAUAUGUUUAAGGUAUAUUUCAAGUUGGUUAUAAUAGAUGGGGGAUAUAAUAAAGAAACUACUAUUUUGGAAAGUGACAUUUUACUAUUUUCCAGUGUAUAUCACAAUUGAUGUGAUUAUUUUUCUUUUGAAGAUUUCUUCAUGUUUAUGAAAUGACCUUUUAUUUUUUAAAAAAAAGUUUUGAAUUGUGUCUUAAUCUCUCAAUAUUUAACUAUUCUUCAUCUACAACAGUACUGACACCAGUGAUUAUGGGAGGCUGCUGUAUAUCAAGGCAGCUAAUGUUGGACCAAGAUACAGUUGGUUUUUAAAUGUGUCAUUAGCUCAGUUCUCCCAAACACGCUAUUUCUAUUUCAGCAGUACAAAGGCAUGUUUUUAAACCUAUAAAAUAAAGAAUAAGGGAUAGCUUUGUAUUUUUGUCGUUGACUAAAUUGCACCGGAAAUGUUUAUGGAAGUAUAUCUUUAAGACCAUUUUAUAAAACAGUGAAAAAAUGAUUGUGGAGGAUUUUUAUUUGCAUGAUCAUAGUUAACCAAAUUUCAUUGCACAUUUAAUCCUGUACAUCAGUUCACAAAAAAUGUUCAUUGUAGAUUUUCUUCAAUGACAGUGAGUCUGUGAUUUUAUAACUUGUCUGUUCACUUUUUGGGAAGAUUAUGAUGUAAAUUUUCCAUUUUUCUGUAGAAAAAAUAGGUGCAAUAAUGAUCAAAGUUUUGAUGUCCUGAGUCAUCUUAGGGGAUUAUCUCAUGUUGAAACUUAACAUUUCAUAUACUAACAUUUGGAGAACCACAUACUGUAACUAAAGUAAAAUUAAGUAUGUGUAAAAUGUUAAUUGCUAACAGUGGUUAGCAAACUCUUCAGUGAUAAUGUUCAUUUUGAAAAUAUAUACUGUAUAAAAAAAUUAAGAAAAUAUUUAACUCACUGUAACAAGUUCCAUUAUGAAGAUCUUAUGAUUCUUCAGUGAGGUUGUCUUGCUGCACUCUGUAGCAAAUCCGUUUAAUCUACACUAUAAUAAAAUUUCUUGCUGCAGUGCAACAGGAAGCUUUUUCAGUGAUCUCCACUGUAUAUGUAAAUUACAAAUGUGGCUGUAAAACUUGUUCCAGGUAUUAAAGGUUACAUUACUUUCUGUAUUUUCUUAUAACUUGUAAGUUUGAUUUUUAAGGUUUCCUUUUGCCCACUUAAAGAAUGUCAGGAAUUUAAGAAUUUGUUUAACUUAGGCAUAUCUCCCCUACCACAUAGUAUUAUGUCACUGUAAUGAACAGUUGGUAUUUAGAUAGAUAACCAAUUUUCAGACACAGUUUUGGAUUUUCUGUGCAGUUGAAUAAACAUGAAAGCUAAUAUAUAACUGUAUUAUUUUAUUUAUGUGAAUCUAUCUAUAUAUAUUUAAAUAUGUUUACUAAAUGGAGGAAGGCACAUUUUAGUGAUUUUUAAUUUUGGAGGCUUUGUUUCAUAAAGAGGAAAUAUAUUUCCUAGUAACAUUUUUCAGACUUCUUGUUUAAACUUCUCAUGCAACAUCUUGGCUGGCAGAGACUUACUAAAUAUUAUUUAAGUUAAAAGAUUGCAUAACUGAAGAAAAGAAAUGUAUAAUAUAAACUUUAAAAGUAAACACUAAGAAAAUAAGUUACUGUAGUGACAGUUUUAUUAAUUUGUUCAGGGAAUAUUUAUUGAGUACCUGCUAUGUGCUAGGCUAGUUACAGGGGAUAUAGUGUGAUCAGGAUAGAGUAAGUCUCUGCCCUUGUGGAGCUUACAUUCUCCACAAAGAGGUGGGGGACUAAGGAAAACAAUAAGUAAUAUAUAAUGUCAUACUGUGAAAAGUAUGGAGAUUAGAAAAGGAAAGCAGGAUAGAGAGUAGAAAUGAUUGGAGGAGAAGCUAUUUUUAUAUACUUUGAAGCUGCGUUAUUCAGUAAAAUUUAGGAUUGUUAAUGUCUUUAUGAUGAAGUGACACUUUUAUAAUUAUAAGACAUCAUUUGUUAGCUGUAUGAAUACUUCAUGCCUACUUUGUCUGACAAUUGAUAUAGCCAUACCAGUUUUGUUUUAACUGUUGUUUGCAUGACAAUACUUUUUCUGUUCCAUUAUUUUCAACCUGUUUAUGUCCUUAUGUUUAAAAGUGCAUGUCAUGUAAACAUUUUAUACUUUGGUCUUGUUCUUUUA